Amphibalanus amphitrite is the source of this 3764-nucleotide messenger RNA. Its product is annotated as calphotin-like. Gene Ontology annotation, molecular function: chromatin binding. The coding region runs from base 1 to 2847 and encodes 948 amino acids. Lineage: Eukaryota; Metazoa; Arthropoda; Thecostraca; Balanomorpha; Balanidae. The record is from RefSeq and is a predicted model, not a curated record. The transcript has 6 exons. Gene Ontology annotation, cellular component: nucleus; chromocenter.
AUGGCGGCCGCGGCGCGCGGCGGAGCGGAGCGGGUCGGCGGCACGGUGCGGCCCGGCCUCACCGGCCGCACACCGACUCUGCUCGGAGUGCGGCGUCUCGAGACGCGGGCGCGGCGAUCGAUGCGCCCCAGGAUCGUCUCGAUUAGCGGCGCGGCCGGGAUGAAUCUGGCGCGGCCGCCGGCAGCGACACGUCGCCACUCGUACGUACCACCGACCUUCCAGGAGCAGCGAUGCAAUCCUCACAACAACCCCUUCUUCAAGGAACAAAUGAUGCAGGCGAUGGAGCAGAUGAACAUGCAGCAGCAGCAGUUGCAACAACACCAACACAUGCUGCAACAUCAACAGCACCAACACCAGGAGCAUCUUCAUCAGCACCAGCACCAUCCAGCUCAGCAGCAUCACCCGAUGCAGGCGCAGCACCACCAACACCAACACCAUCAGCAGAUGCUACAGCAUCAGCAACAGCAGGCCAACUUCUUCAUGGAGCGGGCGCAGGCGCCGCUGCUGGCCUCGGCGCCCGUGCCGUGGCAGCGCGGCGCGGCGCCCUGUCGCGCCUCGUGGGAGGAGGCGCGGCGGCGGCGACAGGCGGCGCGCGGCCGGCGGCGGCUCAGCCUGCCCGGCCGCUCGUCGCCCUGUCCGAACGUGGACGUCCGUCAGCUGGAGCGCCUCUCCCCGCCCGUGUGCUCGUCGGCCGCGCCGCCGGCCUCCGUGCACCAGGCCGGAGGACUAGCCAUGCCGAGCUUCCUGGACGAUCCCAGCGGCUACCUGGCGCAGCAGACGCAGCUGCUGAACGAUACGAUGCAGGAGGGACUCAGUCCGGUGCCGCCGCCGCCCCAGCAGCCGACAUCGACGGCUCACCCGCAGAUGUCGAUAUCGACAGCAGUGUCGUCAGCGAUGUCAGCGUCGGCGGCGGUGACGACCAUCACCACGUCUGCCGCGACGCACGCAGUGACGGAAACAUCCACCGUACCCCUGAGCGUGAGGACAGCGGAGCCGGCUGCGGCGGCUGAGCCUCCCGCGCCGCCUCCUGCGCGGCAGACAUCACCAUCACCUCCGCCGCCGUCGCCGCCGCCUACUGAGACACCUGCGGCGUCCCCGCCAGCGGCCUCGCCAGAACCGGCGCCGUCACUGGUCGCGUCACCGCCGCCUCUGAUGGCUCCUGAGGUUCCGGUCAGCGAGGCGGCUGUAGAAGAGCCCUCUCCCGCGCCAGCUCCAGUGCCAACCCCGCCGCCGGCCGCGACCAGUACGCCAGUGUCCCUCCCGGCGGCGGUGACGCUGGCGGCUCCCGUGGAGGCGCAGGCGACCACAGUGGCGAUGGAGACAGCGCCGUCAGCGCCGAUCUCGGUGCCGUCAGCGCCGAUCUCCGCGCCGACCCUGGCGCCGGCGGCCUCCACGGCUGUGCUGUCCGGCUCGGCCCCGUCCUCCAUCCCGCUGCCGCUGCAGCUGCCCGUCUCGGUCUGCAUCCCGGUCUCGUCGUUCUCGAUGACACCGGUCUCGGUUUCUAUGUCGGUGGCCCUGCCGCUGGUACAGGGAGCCGUCACUAGUGUGCAGCACCCGAGCGCGGCCCGCAGUGCGCCCGGCCGGGUGGCAGCGUCGCGCGCGGCCGCCCCGCCGCCGGUGCGGACCUCGGUCACCGCCACACCGACUACCGUCAUGGCGACCCCGCGCGCACCGUCCGCGACGCGGCCGUCGCCGGCGUGCCAGCCGCGGCGCGCCACGCCGCCGACGCUGGCUCCUGCGCCGCCGCCGCAGCAGUACCAGGUGCUGGGCCAGCCGGAGCUGCCGCUGGUGCAGUCGCUGCCGGCCGGACAGAUCAUUCUGCCGUCCGGCCAGGUGAUCCUCACGCAGCCCAUCCAGCCGAUGCUGCAGUACGUGAACGCGUUCCCGAUGCAGAGUCCGGUGCUGCUGCCUGGCGGCGGCCUGCUGCAGACGGUGGAGGAGCCGCGGCCCGUGGCGCCGCCGCCGCCGCCGCCCACCUCCGGCCGCCGACGGCGGCGGAAGCCACAGGAGCGCUCCGCCACGGUGGCCAGCAUGCUGCGCGGCGCCGCGCCGCCGGCCGCCGCCGCGCCCGGCGUCAUGAACGGCCUCCCGACGUUUGUGGUGGGCGCGGCCGGGAAGCCGCUGGUGCUGAGCUCGGGUCAGCCGGGUGUGAACUUCCUGCAGCCCCUUCUGCUGCCCGGCGCCGGCGGUCAGGUGUUCAUCCAGAACAUGUCGAUGGGCGCGCCGCUGCUCUCUGCCGGCUCUGUAUUCCCGGUGAGCGCAGCGCCGCAGGUGGCCGGUGGCCAACUCCUGCAGGUGGUAUCGGUUCUCGGUGACGCGGCGGCCCCGGCGGCCCCGGCGGCGGCGGCCGCUCCGCUGGUGGCUGCGCCGCCGGCCGUGGUCCAGACUCCGGCCGACUCGAGCACGCCGGACGGCGCCGGUGGCUGGCCGGGUCGCGUCUCACCGCCGCAGGAAGCCGGCCUGGUCAGCUCCACCGUGGAACCGGCCGACUCUGACACAGAGCCUGAGGAGACGGGCCGCGCGGCGCUGAAGAGGAAGCGGCCUCAUCCAGACGAGCCGGCACAGACGCCGGGGUUCGCUGUCGGAGACCUGGUGUGGGGCUCCAACCAGGGGCUAGACUCGUGGCCCGGCCAGGUCAUCCAGCGCACUGAUGUGCAGCCGUGUCCCGCCGGCCACGUGUGGGUUCGCUGGUUCGGCGACCACACCAUGAGUCUGCAAACGGUGGCGUCGCUGCGCAAAUUUCACACCCACAACACGGCCAAACACAAAAAGUCACACGCGCUGAACGGCAGCUUCGAGGAGGCGCUCCAGGAGGCGCUGACGGCCGUCAACCGACAGCGCAACUAGUAGUUGGCGAUCCCGUCAACAGAUGGCAGCUAAUGCAGUGACCCAAGCCGUACAAACCCGAGUCGACCGGCCACGGGACUCUCUAGUCGAAACAUGGGAUCUGAUUAUGAUCAGAGCGCCUGAUGGCCGAUGUUGUUUUCCAUACUCUUUAAGAGUUUAUUAUUUGACACAGCGUCUUAGUGGCGCUCGAACACUGUAUCGUAUUCGGCCUGAAUAGGUGCUCGGCGCUCGCGACCGCUCUUCUGCGCGCUAUCGAACGUUAUGUGAGGCGCCCGGUGGAGGGCGACACGUGACCUCUUCCUUUUAGUGCUUUCAGCUGUUUUAUUUGGUAGCCGUUUGAUGGUGAUAUGUUGGUGCUGGCGUGCAGCGGCGCCCGAGACAGCCGCCGGCCAGUCAGCCCGAGUACAACGGUGUAGCCUGUGUUAGCCGGCGCGUCGCCGGCCGGCCGGCCGGCCCCAGUCUUGUUGUCGCCUGGAGGUGUUUAAUGUCGGGAGCCAGCUCUCCUGUCAGUUCCACUCAAAGUGGCCUUAUCAUGUUGUUAAAGGUCUAUAAGUGUGAGAGGCGCGGCGCGCGUGGCCCCGCCCAGGGGGCGCUGUAUGGUUGUGGGGCGUGUUGGCCGGGCUGCUCCCCUCCCCCUCCCUCCCAGUACCCGCUCGGUCCGCCAGUCUCGCCGGCGGACCUUCACCAGUGUUCGGAAUAACAUGCUAAAUCGAUCAGAGAGCCGGCCCCGAGCCGGCUGGCGUCGCUUCGCACUAAUUCUGUGUUGAACGUCCAACAAAUAGUAUUAUGUAUGUGUAGUCAUUGUUGGAAUGCGUGCAUGCGUGUGCGCGUGGCGUUGUGUAGUGGGAGGGUGACGAUUCAAGUGUUACGGAGCCGAUACUCGCUAGUAGCAGUAAUAUACCUAUCGCCCAUUCAAA